GAUUGGAAACAAUAUACUCAAUGUAGACGCGUUCGCUGUUUUAGAUUUACCGCUACUUGAGAGGCUAGACUUCACUGAAAAUCAGAUACCUGAUGUCGAACCGAUGACUUUUAGUAAACUACCAUCCCUCAAAACCUUGUUGUUAAGAAACAAUCCUAUCGAGCAUCUGAAGACUGGAGCGUUUGCUGGGAUGAAGGUUCUGUCAAGCCUACUGCUAAGUGGCUGCAACAUAUCUCAAAUAGAUGCUGGUGCGUUCGAAAACAGCAGCACAAUUCAAACAUUAAAUAUGAGGACGAAUAAAAUAACUGAACUCAAGUCGGACAUGUUUAAAGGACUCCACAGCUUGAGGGAACUGUGGUUGGAAGAAAAUGCCAUCUCCCAUAUCGAUCCUGAUGUAUUCAGUGGACUCACAUCAUUGAGAAGUUUGAGGCUGCUCGAAAACAAACUCGAAAGGGGAAACCGGAGCUCACUGAAAGAUCUCAAUGCAUUAGAAGAGUUGAAUCUCAGUUUUAAUCCGAUUAGUUUCAUUGAGAGGGGGUCAUUCGACAAUAUGACUCGACUUCGUGAACUUCACCUUGUUGAACUCCAGAUAAAACAACUUCACUUGGACACAUUCACUGGGUUACCAUCCUUAGAGAAACUAUCUACCGAUGACUAUCGUUUGUGCUGUCUGUUCAAGAACAUCACCUGUUCUGUCAUCAACCCAACGCCUCUGGACUCCUGUUCCCGUUUGACGCAUAACGAUGUCCUCAGCAUAGCAGUGUGGCUAAUCGGAUUUGGAGCUCUCUUCGGCAACUCUGUUGUCAUAUUCGUUCGUUUUAGAGAGGAGAGGCACGGCAGAAACUACGUACAAAGGCUCUUCGUCACCAACUUGGCCUUUGCUGAUUUUCUGAUGGGUGUGUACAUGGUGACAAUUGCUUCUGUUGAUAUCUUUUACGGCGAGUGGUACUUCCUUUCGGCACCAAUCUGGCGUGAGUCUCAGCUCUGCCGAUGGGCAGGGUUCGUGGCCUUGCUCUCAAGUGAAAGCUCUGUCUUCUUGCUUGCUCUCAUCACCGUAGAUCGCUUCAUCUGCAUCAUCUUUCCCUUCGGAACAGUCCGUUUCCGGUCUACAUCAGGUCGGAUGGGAGUUGGACUGGUGUGGACUCUAUCAUUUACUCUCAGCCUGGCGCCACUCCUCACUGGCUUGUACAAUUUAGACUUCUAUGGUCUCUCAGAUGUGUGCGUUGGGUUACCUUUCAAUACAUACACAGAAAGAAAGGGCCGCAUCGUCUACUCAUCACGCGACAACAUUUACCAGUUCAUCGCUCACGAGGAGACCGAACAACGUCCUUACUGGCUGUACUCUGUCGCUCUUUUCCUCGGUGUUAAUUUCAUUCUCCUAAUCCUCAUCUUCUUUUGCUACUUGUUGAUCUUUCUCCAAGUACGAAGGUCGGCCAAGAUCACUGGAUCAGAGAGAAUGAAGCGAGAGAUGCGCAUGACCAUUAAGAUGGCGCUGAUCGUCGGUACCGAUUUUUGUUGUUGGAUGCCAGUCAUCAUCAUGGGAAUCUUGUCUCAGACAGGCGUGAUCGACCUACCGGUAUCCCUGUAUGCAUGGGCGGUGGUUUUUAUCUUACCGAUUAACUCCACUGUAAACCCAUACCUUUAUUCUUUGGUCGCUUUGUGCUCGCGCAGGAAGAAGGAUGAUUUUCCGAUGACAGGUCUCAGUGUGAACGCUAUAUCGAAAAUUCAUCACUAAGUUUUAGGAUAUCUUAUAUAGGAAAUCAGAUACUUGUAGACUGAUAUUCACUAGGAUUGGCAACAUUAAAUAACGGGACACAUCAAUAACAUAAUGAGCUUCAGAUAUAUUACAGACAAGACCUCUAGUUAGUGUUUAGAGGAUGGAUAUACAUGCCCACCUGUAUCUUCAAUGAAUGAGCUAUAAAGAACUGACUGUAUUUGUUAGGCAGUGAUGGACAAUCGCAAGGACCCAUCUUUCCAGAUCUUAGUAUGGAACUAUUAAUUAUUUCCUUAAUUUCUUUCGAAAUGUGAGAUUAUGAUAAACUUGUGUGAAACUUUGGAAAAAAAAUUCUAGCCCAAAAUACAUCUUCUGAUAAACAGUUGACAGAAUAGGUAAUAGCUAAAGUUAAUUAUGAACCUGCUUAUCGCGAUUGGGCCAUUAUGAUGAGCCACUACAUUUAUCGGAGCAGGAAGUACCUUUCAUACCUAAACCCAAAAUGCACCUUGUAAUAAACAGUUUACAAAUAGGUAAUAGCUUAAAUGAAUUGUGAACCUACUUAUUGCGAUAUGCAAAACAAUUUCAUUUAGUACAGUUGGCUUGUGCAUGUAGGUAAGUUGAACCUUUGAUUCUUAAUAUGUGAAAAAAGUCUAAAUACCUAAACAAAAAAACAAAAACCUGGGCCAUUCAACAU
This is a messenger RNA of Lytechinus pictus (painted urchin), 2408 nucleotides long. RefSeq names its product G-protein coupled receptor GRL101-like. Gene Ontology annotation, cellular component: plasma membrane. The record is from RefSeq and is a predicted model, not a curated record. Lineage: Eukaryota; Metazoa; Echinodermata; Echinoidea; Temnopleuroida; Toxopneustidae. Bases 104 to 1735 code for a protein of 543 amino acids. Gene Ontology annotation, biological process: adenylate cyclase-activating G protein-coupled receptor signaling pathway; hormone-mediated signaling pathway; activation of adenylate cyclase activity. The transcript has 10 exons. Gene Ontology annotation, molecular function: protein binding; G protein-coupled peptide receptor activity.